Cylicostephanus goldi is the source of this 462-nucleotide messenger RNA. The record is from the annotation of a GenBank genome assembly. Lineage: Eukaryota; Metazoa; Nematoda; Chromadorea; Rhabditida; Strongylidae.
UUGCAGUGCAGUUACGCCCCAGUUCGAGGUCCGUACUCAACAGAAGUUAAAGUGUUGAUUCGAGAACUGCUACAGCUUGAUCCCGUGGCCCGACCACGUGCCGCUGACGCACUUCGGAUGCUUCGUCCGCAUAAUAGUGCUCUGAGCGUUACUUCACAGCUUGCUCAACGUGCAGCAAGUUCGACCUUAUAUGCGCUAGAUCCAAGUUCAAUCACCCUUCGACCUGUAGAGGACCUUCCAAAGAGGAUUGGAAUCAAAAAGGUUGCUAUUAGCUGCACUCAUAGCAUGAUACUGACAUUUGACAAUGAAGUAUUUGCGUGGGGUUGCAAUGAUGUUGGUCAAUUAGGUCUUGGUGAUCUUAUUGAACGCAGUUCCCCUGAAAAAGUCAAAGCUCUCAAAGGUAAGGACGUCCACUCUAUCGCAGUUGGGAAUGGAUUCAGGCGAAGACGAUUGCUUGCUUAG